Molecule: messenger RNA, 1011 nt
Organism: Oryza sativa Japonica Group (Japanese rice)
Lineage: Eukaryota; Viridiplantae; Streptophyta; Magnoliopsida; Poales; Poaceae
Source: RefSeq, a predicted model, not a curated record
GCAAACUCGCCCACCGCCCCCGCCUUUAAAGGCGGCGCCCUUCUCCUUCCCCUUUCCUCUCCAAAUCCAAUCCACCCGCAUCGCAUCCCACCCACGAACGCUUCGCCGCUUGAUAAACCAAAUUCCCCACCGCCGCUUCGUUCUCGCCGAUCCGGAGGGCUCGAGAUGAAGGCGAGGUCGAGGUCCAGCAAUGGCGACUCCAGGCUCUCGGUGAGGAAGACCAAGGCGGAGAAGGACCCGAACAAGCCGAAGAGGCCACCGAGCGCGUUCUUCGUGUUCAUGGAGCAGUUCAGGAAGGACUACAAGGAGAAGCACCCCAACGUCAAGCAGGUCUCGGUGAUUGGCAAGGCUGGUGGUGACAAGUGGAAGUCCAUGACUGAUGCUGACAAGGCUCCUUUCGUGACCAAGGCUGAGAAGCUCAAGGCUGAGUACACCAAGAAGAUUGACGCCUACAACAACAAGCAGGCAGGAGGCCCGGCUACCUCAGGCGACUCUGACAAGUCCAAGUCCGAGGUGAACGACGAGGACGAGGGCAGCGUAAGACCUCCCUCCAAUCCGCAACACCGUGUCUCCAUUAACUCAUAAAUCUUCUUGUGUGACCUCACUGACUGUUUUGUGUUUGUGUAUGUGCAGGGUGACGAGUGAUCGAUGGAGGGCUGCAGGUAGUAGGGAAAGUUCUCGAGUCGGCCUAACCAAAGUGGACGUUGCUGGUUGCUGCUCCUUGCUAGUGUUCGGAUGUUGCUGCCUUUAGCUUUUAGUCUUAGAGGUCUCCUCCUGUAGCUUAGCUCUCAUGUGGUGUCCUCGCUCUCUUCGGCACUUGACCACCAUCUUGUCGUCUGUUUUGUCUCACUGUCUGUAAUCUAAGUGAGUACUCGUAUCUGUUGCUGUUUUAAAUCUCAGAUCUCAGUAGAUGGUGCCAUCUGUGUUAGUUGCUGAAGAGGAAAAGGAAAAAAAUAUAACAAGUCUCUUGCAUCCUGUUUAAUGAUGCAUCCGGAUCUGUCAGUUCGUUUA